ACCACCAACUCACACUCGUGUUGCUGAUGGAAGUGCUGCUACCUUUUGUCACGUGCUGGAGGAUGGUGGGUGAGGGCAGAGCCCACAGGACCUGACUCGUGGAGGGCACUAAGAGCAGCCAGCUCACCUGCCACCACCCUGUCCCAUGGAAAAAUCCACCUCUAUUUAGAGGAAAAGCCAAGUGCUGUUUACCCUGCAGGUCUCACUGCUCUUUCAGGAGACAACUUCUCUCACACCUGCCAAAUCCCAGGCUUGGGGAGGUCACUGCCUCCUCCAGUGGCAGGCAGCUGGGUUUGUGUGCCCAAAAAAACAGGGCAAGGGGCCCGUGGGCACCACCUGGCCCUGUAUUCCCUGUCACAGCCACUGCCUGUCCCUGGGGAAGCUGGAGAGCUGGCAAUGUCCUGAUCCACAGCGAGACCCUCCUGGAGCCAGCAGGAAGGAGCUGGUGUGGCCCGUGGGACAAGCAGAGCAGGUGUGACCUGUGAAGGGUGGGAAAGACGCUGUGCUCGGAGCUGCUCAUGCCUUGUGCUCCUUGCAGGCCUGCAGGCCUGCUCCUCCCAGGAUAUCUCUGGAGCGUGGCUCUCCCCACAGCCCCCAGACCAAAGGAAGCUCCUCAGACGUGCUGAAUACUCCGUGGGUUGUGCUGAAGCCUUUCUGGGGCUACCUAAAAACAGACACCAGACAAAAUCGAGGGACAGCCCAGCCCUCAGGGACCAAACCCCAGCCCCAUCCUCCAGCGUGGAAACCACCAGGGAAUUACGGCACAGACCUGGGGCUGUCCUGCCACGCUGCUGCAAGGAAACUCCCACCAGGAGGGUGAAACGAGCAGGCAAGCAGGAGGAGGAUGGCAGAAAUGGAGCUGAGUAAGAAGUGUCCCCUCAUGAAUGGCAAUGGUGCAGGAAUUCAGGACAGCUCAUGGACCUUCCCCAACUUGCCCAGUAAGUGCACAUGGACAGCCACAACGCCUGCCAGCAAGUCUCCACACUCCUGUAUUCCCUUGACAGAAGAAAAGAAGAUCUUGCCCAAUAUCCUCAAGAAAAUUGGCUGCACCCCAAUGGUCCGGAUUAACAAGAUUGGGAAGCCCUAUGGGCUCAAGUGUGAGCUCUUGGCAAAAUGUGAGUACUUCAACGCAGGGGGCAGCGUGAAGGACCGCAUCAGCCUCAGGAUGGUGGAGGAUGCAGAGAGAGCCGGGAUUAUCAAACCAGGAGACACCCUGAUUGAACCCACUUCAGGAAACACAGGAAUUGGGCUGGCACUGGUGGCUGCAUUGAAGGGUUACCGCUGCAUCAUCGUCUUGCCAGAGAAAAUGAGUAUGGAGAAGGUCAAUAUUCUGAAGGCACUGGGUGCUGAAAUCGUGAGGACGCCGUGCACCCGCUUUGAUGCCCCCGAGUCCAACAUCCGAGUUGCCUGGAAGCUGAAAAGUGAAAUCCCAAACUCUCACAUCCUGGAUCAGUACCGAAAUCCGAGCAACCCCCUGGCUCAUUACGACACCACGGCCGAGGAGAUCCUGGAGCAGUGUGAAGGCAAGGUCCACAUGGUGGUGAUUGGGUCUGGCACAGGAGGCACUAUCACUGGUGUGGCCAGGAAGCUGAAGGAGAAGUGCCCGGAGUGCAAGAUCAUUGGCGUGGACCCCGACGGCUCCAUCGUUGCUCUGCCCAGUGAGAUGAACAGGACCAACACCACAACCAUCGAGGUGGAGGGCAUUGGGCACGACUUCAUCCCCACAGUCCUGGACAGAUCAGUGGUCGAUCAGUGGUACAAAUGCAAUGACAGAGACUCAUUCCUCAUGUCCCGCAGGCUGAUCAGAGAGGAGGGGUUAUUGUGUGGUGGCAGCUCGGGCAGUGCCAUGUCUGUGGCUGUGAAGGCAGCCAAGGAGCUGAAGGAGGGUCAGCGCUGCGUUGUCAUCCUGCCCGACUCCAUCCGGAACUACAUGUCCAAAUUUGUGAAUGAUAAGUGGAUGAUAAGUAAUGGGUUCCUAAAUGACGUCCAGGAGCACAAGCCUUGGUGGUGGAACAUCAAGGUGCAGAAACUGAACCUCUCAGCCCCUCUCAUUCUCCUCCCAGAAGUCAGCUGUCAAAAGGCAAUUGAGAUCCUCCAGGAGAAGGGAUAUAACCAAGCUCCUGUUGUUGCUGAGUCAGGGCUUAUUUUGGGAAUGGUGACCCUCAGCAACACCCUCAGCUCCGUGCUGGCUGGAAACGCGGAGUUCUCAGACCCUGUCACCAAGGUCACCUACGACCAGUUCUCAAAGAUCGGCCUGGAGGACAGCCUGGGGAAGCUUUCCUGCAUCCUGGAGAACGACCACUUUGCAAUCAUUGUACUCGAGCAGAUGCAGUUCAGUGGAAACGGCAGCUCCUUCAUGAAGCAGAUGGUGUUAGGUGUGGUCACAGCCAUGGACCUCCUCACCUUUGUCAACAGGAACGACAAGAAGUAGCAGAGCAGCUCGGCUGGCCCCGCUCCUCCAGCAGGUCCAGGUGUGCCCCGGAGCCCAAACCACCUGGUCAAGGGAGCCUCUGGCUCAAUCCAGCCAAUAGUUUCUCGAAAUGUCUAAGUAAAAAUUGUGAUGUAUUGUAUUUGUCUGCAAAAUGCCACCCAUGGUAUCACUAAAGAGGAGAUAACUAAAGAAAUUGUGUUUAACAGC
Molecule: messenger RNA, 2638 nt
Organism: Cyanistes caeruleus (blue tit)
Lineage: Eukaryota; Metazoa; Chordata; Aves; Passeriformes; Paridae
Product: cystathionine beta-synthase-like
Cellular component (GO): cytoplasm
Molecular function (GO): cystathionine beta-synthase activity
Source: RefSeq, a predicted model, not a curated record